AUGACCAGCCUUCAAAGUUUUACAGAUAUAUUGGAUGAGGAGAAAGAUAAUUCUCCGCCAUUUUCCUUUCCGACAUCGGGUACCACUAAUUCAGAUGAUCAGAAUGUGGUAAACAAUGUUAACAUUUUAAAUAAAACUCUCAAUAGACCACCAAAACACACAGGAGAACGCCAAGGUCUAAGAAGUGUUGAAGAAAUAGAUCCAAAAUACAGAGAUGUAUUUAGCUUCCAACAUUUUAACGUCGUGCAAACUAAAGUUAUUGAAGACGCUUUAUAUUCUGACAAAUCUUUGGUGGUAUGUGCUCCGACUGGAUCCGGAAAAACGGUUAUAUUUGAAAUGGCCAUCGUCCAAUUGCUCAUGGAGAUAGAGGAUAAAAAUAUCGAUGAAGAUUUUAAGAUUAUUUACAUGGCACCAAUCAAAGCCAUAUGCACGGAAAGAUUAACAGAAUGGUAUCCAAAAUUUAGUAAAUUUAAUUCGUUAUGCAUUGAAGUGACAGGCGAUACUGAUGUUGAUUUCUCACAGUUGAAACCUUACAGGAUUAUAAUAACAACGCCGGAGAAAUGGAACAUGUUGACAAGACGUUGGCGUGACUACAGAGGUAUGGUGGAAGUUAUCAAAUUGUUCUUAAUAGAUGAAGUUCAUAUACUGAACGAUGUCACUCGCGGUCCUGUUUUAGAAGCCGUUGUCAGUCGGAUGAAGACGAUUCAAUCUUCAAUACAAUCUACUUAUCGAAUAGAGCAACUUCAAAAACAAAAACAAGGCAAUAUAAAUAUAGCACAAAUAGAGGCGAAUGCGCCUAAAAUAAGAUUUGUUGCGGUUUCCGCAACAAUUAGUAAUCCAGAAGAUGUCGCUGAAUGGCUUGGCACCACUAACAAAACCGCUGUAUUUUAUAAGUUUGGAGAUGAAUGUCGUCCGGUGAAGACAAAACGCGUAGUAGAGGGCUACCCCUGCCCAGUAGGAACGAGUAUAUUUAAAUUUGAUAUUACCUUAAACUAUAAAUUGUGGCCCAUCAUUCAGAAAUAUCAUGAUAAUAAGCCAACAUUGAUUUUCUGUAACACGCGAAAGGGCGUUAUUCUAACGGCGGAGGCUUUAUCCCGUGAAAUAACAUUAAGAUUUAGCGAAGAACAGAAAGCGAAACUCACAGCUUUGGCUUCCGCUAUUAAGACUAAGAAAAUCCAAUCACUAGUAUUGUGCGGCAUCGGUUGUCACCACGCUGGCUUGCUGUUCGAAGAGAGGGUGAACAUAGAGAGAGCAUUUCGUAACAGCGACUUACCAAUACUAAUAUCCACUACAACGCUAGCAAUGGGUGUCAACUUGCCAGCACAUCUUGUAAUUAUCAAGAAUACACAGCAAUAUGUUAAUGGAACUUAUCAGGAAUACAGCAUCAGUACGGUGCUGCAGAUGGUCGGCCGCGCCGGACGACCACAGUUCGAUUCCGAAGCCACAGCUGUUAUCAUGACACGUCUUGCUGACAAGGCAAGGUAUCAAGCUCUGGUUGGAGGAUGUGAGCCACUACAAAGCUACCUACAUAAACGCUUAGCGGAGAAUCUAAACAGCGAAGUGGCUCUGGGAACUGUGAUCGACCUAGCGCAAUGUGUUCAAUGGGUGCGAUCCACGUUUUUCUUCGUACGAGCAGCACGUGACCCCAAGAUGUAUCUAGGUCUACCGCAGUCAGCGCCCACAGAUCUUAUAUCCAAAAAAAUAGAAGAACUAUGCAUGAAAGCAGUGAACGGGUUGGAAAGCUCGGGUCUGAUGACAAAGGACGAGGUGUGCUGUAUACAAUCAACAGAGGCUGGCCGUCUGCUAUCGAUUUAUUAUUUGGACUUGGAAACCAUGAAACGUAUAAUGAAAAUAAAAGGCGACGAGUCUCUAGAACAGUUAUUAUGGGUUGUGUGCGAGAGUCACGAACUAUCUGAUAUGCACCUCCGUGUCGACGAACGGAGAUGCCUCAAUGCCCUCAACAGGAAUAAUACAGCCGCGACUAUACGUUUUCCUAUGAAGGGCAAGAUCAAUACAAGACAGAUGAAACUUAACUGCAUAAUCCAGGCCGUGCUCGGCUGCUUACCCAUCCAUGAACCUUCCUUAAACCAAGAGGCCAUCACGAUAAUGCGAAUCGCAGUCCGUAUUUGCAAAUGUUUAGUAUCUUACGUCACUCGACCGAAUGCAUUGAGAACUUCCUCUCAAAAUUAUCAGGCCAUAUUGAAUGCUAUAGUUUUAGCGAAAUGCAUGGAAUCACAACUUUGGGAGAACUCAAAAUACGUGAGCAAACAGUUGAAAGGUAUUGGCCCGACUUACAGCGCUUUGCUCGCUACUGCUGGCAAAAUUAAUUUUAUGUUACUAGAAGAGAGUGAUCCCCGAGAUUUGGAAAGGAUAAUGAAUAAAGGACCGCCGGCCGGUAAUGUUCUUCGUAAACAAAUAAGUUUACUUCCAAAAUAUCAACUAACAAUAACAUCAAUAGACGAAAAUAGCUUAAAAAUACAACUGAAACUGUUAAAUCAAAUGUAUUUGGCUGAGAAUCUGGAUCAAUUAACUGCCGGUGCCAACCACACAUCGUAUAUAAUUAUUGGAGAUUCUGAAAACUACCUAUUGAUAUUAGCACCGUUCAAAGACAAAGACUUAAUAACCUUUCACAAUGGCGAAAUCACAUACCAAACUGUUAGAAGACAUCAAUUUGAACACAAAAUUAUGGCUCAUUGUAUUAGUUCCAAUUUCGCUGGCAUUGAUGUACACUGUGAGUAUCUGUUUCAAGAAUUGGACUUCGGUUCAAAAGAUAUUAUACCAAUAUCUCCAAUAGAAAAAACAGACCGCAAAAAUAUUAAACAAACUGCCAUAACGGAUACUUUUAAAAUACGGAAAAGAAAAAACCAUGAUCCCGUUGAUACGAAUGUUGUAGAAAAGAAAAAAUAUAGACCUAACUUCAACAUACCUCAAAACCAGGUGCCAGUUGUAUCCGAUAAUGGAGGAAAUAAAACUUAUGAUUCAGAAGUUAGAACAACAAAAACUAGAAUUAGGUGUUUUAAUGAGACAAUGGAAAAAGAGAAAAACAACUUUAAUGUUAUUGAUAGAGCACAAAAUAAAGCAAUUUUUACGAAUUUUAGUGGUAUUAAUAAAGAAGAGGACGAUGAACAAAUAAAUGAAAUUUUAAAUGUAAUCGACAAUGAAAUUCUGCAACAAGAUAGACCUAACUUCAACAUACCUCAAAACCAGGUGCCAGUUGUAUCCGAUACUGGAGGAAAUAAAACUUAUGAUUCAGAAGUUAGAACAACAAAAACUAGAAUUAGGUGUUUUAAUGAGACAAUGGAAAAAGAGAAAAACAACUUUAAUGUUAUUGAUAGAGCACAAAAUAAAGCAAUUUUUACGAAUUUUAGUGGUAUUAAUAAAGAAGAGGACGAUGAACAAAUAAAUGAAAUUUUAAAUGUAAUCGACAAUGAAAUUCUGCAACAAGAUAGACCUAACUUCAACAUACCUCAAAACCAGGUGCCAGUUGUAUCCAAUACUGGAGGAAAUAAAACUUAUGAUUCAGAAGUUAGAACAACAAAAACUAGAAUUAGUGGUAGUAAUAAAGAAGAGGACGAUGAACAAAUAAAUGAAAUUUUAAAUAAAAUCGACAAAGAAAUUCUGCAACAAGAUAAACCUAAGUACGAUAUAACUGAAAAACAGGUGCCAGUUAUAUCUAAUCCUUAUAGUAUUAUGAAUAAGAAAGCAAACAGUAUGACUGAAACAGAGAACAGAGAGACAGAUGAACAGAGUACGUUUGUGAAUACUGUUAAAAAUCACAUUGACGAAUAUUUAGAAAAAGCUAAACAAAGUAGUAAAGUCGCAGAAAAACAAGUUCUACAAUUGGUAGAAAUAAGUCCCAAUAAAUCAAUCACCAAAUCAUUAUGUAAAAAGAAAACCAAUGCAAAUCAAAACAUUGUCUCCACUGAUAAAGGUCUUUCAGAAACUAAUGACCAAAAGAAUGUUUAUUUAACUGACAAAAACAUCGAUGAUACUAUAAGUGACAAUAAAAACGAGAAUACUGUUUCAAUUUAUGAAAAUAAGGAAAACGUUGAAGAAUUUAAAUUACCACAAAUUCAAAAGGAAGACCUCGACUAUGCAAUUGCCUCCGAAAUUUCAAAUAUCAACAAAACCAAUAGUAAUCAAGAAAAUUCAAAGAGGGUUAUUCAAAUUACACAAACACUAGAUGUAUUUGGAAUACCAGUGACAUAG
Molecule: messenger RNA, 4209 nt
Organism: Papilio machaon (common yellow swallowtail)
Lineage: Eukaryota; Metazoa; Arthropoda; Insecta; Lepidoptera; Papilionidae
Product: probable ATP-dependent DNA helicase HFM1
Exons: 24
Coding region: 1-4209 (1402 amino acids)
Molecular function (GO): nucleic acid binding; ATP binding
Source: RefSeq, a predicted model, not a curated record